Parastagonospora nodorum SN15 is the source of this 1551-nucleotide messenger RNA. RefSeq lists its product as hypothetical. Gene Ontology annotation, molecular function: catalytic activity. The coding region runs from base 1 to 1551 and encodes 516 amino acids. Gene Ontology annotation, biological process: base-excision repair. The transcript has 2 exons. The record is from RefSeq and is a predicted model, not a curated record. NCBI's taxonomy places the organism in Eukaryota, Fungi, Ascomycota, Dothideomycetes, Pleosporales, Phaeosphaeriaceae.
AUGGUGAGAGCUACCAGGAGCUCGGUAGCAAAGGCACAACCUGCGCCGCCAGCAACUGUCAAGGAAGAGCCGGUUCAAUUGUCAAGUCCUCCCUCAACGCCCGUCCCUCGCAAUGCGCGAAAGAGGAAGGCAGCCAAGCAAGAUGAUAACCGUGAUGCCGAAGCUCCGGAAAAGGCGUCUGCUACGCCCAAGAGCACCAAGAGGGCCAAGAAGGGUGCUGUGAAGCGGGAAGACAUCAACGACUUGCCUCACGGGCUAGGUGCUAUCCCUACUAUUCCAGAUGCUCCAUCCAAGGCAGCAUCAACAGAAGAUGUUCCGCCGGCGAAGAAACGCGCAACGCCCAGGAAGAGCGCCAAAGUCAAGAAAGAGGACGUUGAUGACCUUGUCGCAAAAGCCACCACCACCACAGAUGCCUCACCCAAGAAGAAGGCCAAAGCCAAGAACAACGACUACGGUCUCACUCCUGGCAAAACGCCGUAUCCAAACUACCCGCGUCCCACCGCAGAAGAAUGCCAAGAAGUGACACGCCUUCUUGAAAAGGUCCAUGGCAAGGUCGAGGCUCCCAAGGUCAUUCCCAUGCCAUCUCUCGAGGUGUCUGGGUGCGGUGAAGUCCCAUCUGUUCUGGACGCACUGAUCCGCACGCGCUUGUCAGCAGCAACCUCCGGCACCAACUCCUCCCGCGCCUUUGCCGGCCUUGUCGCGCGCUUCGGCGUGCUGAAGUCAGGCAUUGGCAAAGGCAGCGUAGACUGGAACGCCGUACGUCUCGCCGACACCAAGGACGUCUUCGAAGCGAUCAAGUCCGGCGGCCUUGCCGACGUCAAGAGCAAGGACAUCAAGAAGAUUCUGCAAAUGAGCCGCAGCCGGGCGAAGAAAACGAAUCCCAAAGAAGAGCAGCAACAAGAAAAGGAAAAAGCAGACAAUGACGUCGUCACUCUCGACCCACCUACACCUCCUCUCCACCGAAGGACGCCUUCUCUCACCUUACCCGCUACCCGGGCAUCGGCCCCAAAACCGCCUCCUGCGUGCUCCUCUUCUGUCUCCAGCGCCCCUACCUUCGCUGUCGACACCCACGUCUUCCGCCUGUGCAAAUGGCUCGGCUGGGUGCCAUCGCCCGGCGAUCCAGCCGGUCUGCCACCUAACGCCAAACCCGGUGCCGUCUUCCCCGGAGCCAAUCGCAACUCGACUUAUGCGCAUUGCGAAGUUCGCGUGCCCGACGAUCUCAAGUACCCGCUGCACCAGCUGCUGAUUCGCCAUGGAAAGAGCUGUCCGCGCUGCAGAGCGAUUACGAGUGAGGGCAGUGCGGGCUGGGACGAGGGUUGUCCGAUUGAGCAUCUUGUUAAGAGGAGUGGGGGGAGGAAGGGGGAUGGGGAGGGAACUCCUGUUAAGGCCAAGGCCAAGUCGAAUGGAAAUGGUAAGGGAAAGAAGAAGGCGGUGGUUAGUGACGACGAGAGUGAGGCGGCGAUGAGUGCAACGGAGGAGAGCAGCGAGUUGAGUGAUUUGGGCAGUGAUGAUGAAGUUGGUGCAGAGAGCGACGUCGACGACGAGGAUUAG